Molecule: messenger RNA, 2635 nt
Organism: Hemiscyllium ocellatum (epaulette shark)
Lineage: Eukaryota; Metazoa; Chordata; Chondrichthyes; Orectolobiformes; Hemiscylliidae
Gene: pxmp2
Product: peroxisomal membrane protein 2
Exons: 5
Coding region: 48-620 (190 amino acids)
Cellular component (GO): cytoplasm; membrane
Source: RefSeq, a predicted model, not a curated record
ACGUAAGUGGCGUCAGUACAGGCUUGCUGCAGCUAAACUUGAAUUUAAUGAUGUCGGGACAUUCAACGCCCGAUAGGCCUUUCCAUCGACUCUUACUACACCAAUACUUGUUUCUGUUAAAAAAGUAUCCAAUACUAACCAAGUCAAUCACCAGUGGUAUUCUGUCAGGACUUGGAAAUGUUUUAUCUCAAAUUAUGGAGCAACGAGGCAAGGGCCCAAACGUGAAGGCUCUCACCUUUAAUGGUCCAGUCAGAUUUGGAAUAUUUGGGUUGGUUUUCACAGGUCCACUGAGUCAUUAUUUUUACCACUAUAUGGAUAAACUGAUACCAUCCACUGUUCCCUAUUCUCAGAUCAAGAGACUUCUGUUGGAUCGUCUGAUGUUUGCUCCAGUAUUCCUUGCUCUUUUUUUUGUGGUCAUCAGUCUACUUGAGGGGAAGAACCUGAAGUCAUUGAAGGACAAAAUGAAAGCUGGAUACUGGACAGCACUAAAAAUGAAUUGGAAAGUUUGGACAAUCUUCCAGUUUGUUAAUAUUAAUUAUGUGCCGGCACAGUUCCGUGUGCUAUUUGCUAAUCUUGUGGCUCUUUUCUGGUAUGCCUACCUGGCUUCAAUCAAGAGAUGAUGCUAUAGUAUUAACCUUGACCAGAACUUCCUGAGAAUGAUUUCUUCCACUCUUUUAUAUUAAAAAAAACUUUGGAAAGAUAAAUACAAUGAAUGAACCUUGGCCAAAUCCUAAAUUUAACAUAAUUUUCAGUGUUUUCACAAAAUAUCUAAUGGGUAGCUUUUAUGUUUGGAGAAGGAACUGUGAAAUGUGUCGUGACAAUAACAAGAUGUAGAACAAGCCAGCCUGCAGAAUUUACAAAACAGCUUAUUUUUAGUGACUUUUAAUGAUUUAACAUUUAUUAAUUGUAUAAUUUAUUUUGUACAUUGCAUGUGAUAAGUACAGUUGAUCUUAGACUGUAUUUACAAGGAUUCAGCUUCAGAUGUAAACUGCCAGACCAAAGCAAGAUGGCCACCUGAAGUCAAAGUUUUGUUCCAUCCUAACAGUUUUCACUGAUGGUAAUGAAUAUUGUAAUCUUACUAAAUGUGCUCAGGAAUUUUGUUUGUAUUUCCAAAUAUAUUGAUCAAUUACUUGCUCUGAGGUAGUUUCAUUUCAAACAGUUGAUAGAUUCCAUCAUCAAAGUAUGACAUUUUUUGGCAAAGUGCAAGUUGUGUUCAAUGUUUGGAGGGACUCAAGCCAUGAGGUCCACAGUGAUUUCUUACUAUAUUUUUUUCCAAAUAAGCUGUUGUGCAAAAGGUUCACCGGAGCUGAUUAGUUAAUUCUGCUUUCUCUCUGCAGAUUCUGCCAGACCUGCUGAAUUUUCCCAACAAUUUCUGAUUUCUAGCAAGUGUAGUUCUUAGGUUUUUUUUAAUGCCUCAUUAACUACUUACUCCACCACUGUGAUGUACCUCACAUUUCAUUCUGGUCACAUCUUGCCAUGUGCUUUUUCCAGAACAACUCCCCACUUGGUGGAUAUCUGCUGAAAGGCUGAUAUUUCCCCCAUGUCCAUGUCAUCUUUGAAAGGCCACUGUGCAUCUGGUCAAGCAUUGGCAGUCUGGUGUUUCCCUCAACCAUGAACAUGAUGGCACAGCUGCCACAAAGCCAUGCUUUUCAUGGCACACGACUGACACUGCCUUGCAGGUACCACCCUAUUCUCUCACCUCAGUUACCAUUUAACCAUCAUGCCAUACAGUUUACCUGUUCUUAGCAAAUCCUGUCAAAACACGAUCUCUUAGUCACUGUUACUCUUUAUCUGAUGACACCCAUGUUGUCAUAUUCCAUUAGGCGAUCACCACAACUCCUGCAAGCAAAUGGCCAACUCCAAAUAUGACCUUUUAUUGAUAGCCAGCAACUGAACAAUCCAGAGUUGCAGCCUGAUCCAAACUAUGAGCUGUGUACCAAUCCUUGUGUGCAAAGUAACCUUGUUGCAACCUUUCAAAACUAAUUGUCAGUGCAUCCUGCAAUAAGAAUCUGUGUUCCUCAGCAUCCUGCAAAUGAAUUGGAGAAGUGCCAUGGUGAUCGUGGGGUGUUUGCAAAUGGCAGAUGCCACUUUCUUUUGAUAAGGGCUGUGUGGCUGGAGUCCAUGGAUUGUGCCCUGAGAUGCUAUUUAGUGCUGAGUAAUAGGACUCCUUGCAGCCAAUGGUAAGCUGAAAUUACUAGGUACCAGCUGUGAUUUCCAAAUUGAGAUUUUGUUAUGCCCAGUUUGGGUGUUUGGUAAGAUAGGAAACUGUACAUACAAGCUAUGGUUCCCAUAAUUGGCAACUUGCAGCAUGGCAAAUGCAUAAAAGAUGCAGCUAUUUGCUCCUAAUGUCAAGAUUGGCCUGUCACAAAUCUCACCAUUAGCCAUGUUGCUCAGACCUCUAUAAAAUUCCACCCUGUAUGUCUAAAGCAAAAGUGCUAUGCUAUGAUUUGAUUUAUCAUGUAGUACUGUUGCAUAUCAUGGUAUGUUGUAAAGAAAUAGCCAACAAGAUAUGUAUACAUUAUAACACUGUAUGAAAUACCUGAAUCAUUGUCUUUUAUUAUGGAUAAAGUAAAUUUGUCCUGGAAAAAUAUUGUACGUGAGGCUUCAGUUACACUUGUGGUAAUGGUAAAGGAUU